This is a messenger RNA of Limulus polyphemus (Atlantic horseshoe crab), 1731 nucleotides long. Its product is annotated as glutamate formimidoyltransferase-like. Gene Ontology annotation, molecular function: transferase activity; folic acid binding. The record is from RefSeq and is a predicted model, not a curated record. The transcript is spliced from 5 exons. Bases 162 to 1121 code for a protein of 319 amino acids. Lineage: Eukaryota; Metazoa; Arthropoda; Merostomata; Xiphosura; Limulidae.
UAGCGUUGUUGUUUAAAACACGUGUCAGCCAAAAUAAUGAGAAAUAGUAAAAUUAUUUGGUUUAGUGUAAAUUUUUAAAGAAACUUACCUUUCAAGUUUGUUUUUUUGGGGGGGAGGGGUUAGGUUAUAAUCCAACGUUUAAAAAAUUAUUAUUAUUUAACAUGACGUGCACCUUUAAACGAGGAAUUCCACUCGCGUCAUGUUUAAUGAACAUAUCGGAAGCUCGUGAAAAAGAUAUUGUUGCACGUGUUGCGCGUGCGGCAUUAGAAAUAAAUAAGGAUGGUUCAAAUAAUGAAUUACCAGAACCUUUGAGGUUGAAGGCUAGUGUUCUGAACAUUUUUUCUGACUACGACUACAAUCGAUCUGUUAUAACCAUUGUAGCACCACUUCAGUUUAUUGGUAGAAGUGUACUUAGUGCCUGUUAUAAAGCCUGUGAACUGAUCAAUUUCACCGAACAGUGUGGUGUACACCCUCGUCUUGGAAUAGUAGACCUGAUUCCCAUUCAACCCCUAACUCCAGAAGUAACAUUAGAAGAAUGUGGUGAUGUUGCAAGAGAUAUUGCCUUCUCUUUGACAAAGAAUAUCCCUGGAACUUCUGUGUUUUUGUUUGGUCAUGCUGACAAACCACUCCAUCGAAGCUUAGUAGAACGCAGAAAAAAUCUGAAAUGGUAUAAAGGAGCUAAAAAUUUUGAUUUUUCUAAAAUCACUUCUGAUAUAGGUGUAAAUCCUUCAGCUUCUUAUGGAAUUACAGGUAUCGGAGCUCAUCCAUAUGUAAUGAACUGCAAUGUUACUGUAGACACAAACAAUGUCAAUACAGGCCAAGAAAUUGCCAAGGCGAUUCGGGCUUCAUCCGCUGGUGGUCUCCCUGGCGUACAGGCAAUGGCCUUUCCACAUGAAGGAAAAGUUGAAAUUGCUUGUAAUGUGGAAAUGGUUCUUAACACAGAGUACAAUAAAAAUAUUCUAGAAAAAAUGGAAGUAAUUGAUAGUGUUAUGGAAAGUCAAGGAUUUUAUGUUUCACCUGAAGGUAUAGAAAAUCGAGUGAAAAAAGAAGCAUCAAAGUUUGAAAUAGGAGUGAUUGGAACAGCUGUUGUUGGUUUACUCCUUAUCAAGCUUAUAAAAUAGGUCUCAAUGCAUUAACACUUGGAAUUGGAGAAUUUUGGAGUACUAAAAAGAAACAAACUAUGUAAGACUUGUGACAGUAUGGGAGAAGCUUGGUGUUCUAAUUAUUAUAUGAAAAUAAAUAUACUUCAAAUUUUUUCAACUAAAAAGUAUUGAAUGUCUCACUAAAUAAAUUUGGAAUUAACUAUAAGUUACGGAGUUGCUUAUGAACUUGAUGUUUUAUUAUAUGUAGCUGAUGAAGUUACUCCAUAAAUUUUUGUCACAUAAUAACUCUAUUUAGUUUAGUUUAAUAUAUAUAUGUGAAAUCAUACAGAGAUUUUAGUUCCUUGAGUCAUUGACUUUCUAUCGAUUUUUAUAAUGUGCUCAUUGCUUUCCAUGUAUCCUAAAUUUUGGUUUAUAUAUGAUUUAGAUUCAAAUAUGUAUAUUUUUUAGUCAAUGCAGCUUUUUCUCAUAAAAUAGUUUGCAUAUAUGUGUAGCUAAUGUAAAUUUUUUGGGUACUACACAAAGUCAGUAGUAACAACAACCUUGCAUACCACAGAUGUUAAAUGUAGCAGAUGAGGAUUAGUGUUGUACAUAAAAAAAGGUAAAAGAAGUGUUAUAAUAAACUAAUACG